GUCCAAGCGACCUUGCCUGAAUGUAGAGUUCUCUGAAGCCACGGCUCACCGUUCCGAGCCGCAGAAAGAAUUCGACCCGCUUUCGGUUUAGACUACUACAUAAGAAGAAAUCGAAUCCUUCUGAUUUCUGUCUCAGAGUUUCCAUCCAAGGUUGAACCCAAGCCGAUGUAUACCAAGGCCGGGCGAUCUCCCCUGCAGUCAUAAUAUUUCGGAGGAGACCAGCAACAAGUGCCAGAUUACAAGUUCUCCUGUGCCUCGGCAGAUCCAGGCGGGAGCCAUGGGGCACCUUCCGAGACGUCAGAAAGCCUCUCCAGCCUCUCAUCUCCGGCGACCAGCUGCCACAUCGAUGAAACACGAUAGAGAUGAUAGGCUCAGCUCACUGCCUGAUGACAUUCUCGUCAACAUUCUUGACCGGCUCAAUGCCCGCGAUGCCUCAAGAACCAGCGUCCUCUCCAGGCGGUGGAGUCAGCUCUUGGUCAAGCUCUCUCGACUGAUAAUAAAUGCUAAGGACUUCCUGCCCGAGGGAUUGUCAAACGACAACAUGUCUGGUGACGACUUGGUUCGGGUGAAUGCUGCUGCUGUGGAAGCGACAAAGAGCCUGCUGGCAUGCAGAAAUCCAGGUGAACACACCAUCCGCCUCCUGUCCACGGCAUUCUACUUGAGAGAUGAUGUUCCCAUAUCCAUCGGACAUGCUGUUGGCAACGCCAUGGCGACACACAAGGUUGAGAAAGCCGAAUUCACUGUUUUGACAGAGAAGCAACACCUGCAGUGCACUCUUGAUGAUACGGUGAACUACGGGGCACAGUUCGUGUCAUUUUUUAACGAGUGUCUGAAUGCAUUUUCUGGUCUGACACGGCUCUACCUGGAGAAUCUGACAUUUGCUGAAUCUGACAUGGUCUCCAACAUACUCGUUGCUUGUAAGCAGUUAAAAUAUUUAGGUUUUCUCAACUGUGAGACAGAGAGUUGGAUGACGCUCCAAGUUGAGCAUGCACAACUCAGCGAGCUCAGUUUCGUGGAUUGCUGUUUUGGCGAAGUGGAACUGAAGUGGCUCCCGAGACUGAGUCGAGUAAACUUUGUGAUUUGGAGGGUCUACAAAGAUCUACCGCUGUCAUUUGGUCAUGUCCCAUUGCUUGAGGCUGUGACCCUUGUAAAUGUUGCUCUUAGUUGGCACAAAAUGGUCAAGUUAAGCACGUUACUUUCUGAGACCUCUGUACAAGAGCUGCACUUGGGGUUUAAAUGCGAAAAGAUUUGGGUUCAGCCAGAGCGUCUGACGAAAAGGCAGGCAUCUGCGUUCCAGCGACUAAGGAUUGUCAAUCUAGAUUGCAUUCCUGAAGGGUAUGAUCUCACAUGGACAAUGUUCAUUCUGGAAGCUGCACCAUCGCUGGAGGAGUUCUACAUGACGGUAAUGGAUCACCCAUGUGAAAUGCAAAUGAAUAAGAAGAGGAGGAAGAAAGCCUUGUAUAGCAAGAGGAAAGGCGUAGAGUGGGAAUCACCUACAUCCAAUUUCGUGCACCACCAUCUUACCAAGCUCAUCAUCUUCUGCUUUGAUUCUUGCAUGGUGAGUCAUGUCAGGCGUGUCAUUAAAGCAGCGGUGAAUCUAAAGGAUGUGUACCUGUAUGAUAGACUGACAUGUGAUGAUUGCAAACACCUGGAACCUCUAAAGCCGAAUACAUUCCCAUUGUCAAAGAAGCAUAGGUGUUCAAUGAGGAUGGUAAUGACACAGGGCAUCGAGUCACAUGCCAGGAUUCGCUUCCUUAGCUGUGAUGGAAUUCGCGAUGAUCAUGUUGACAUGAUACUAUUCUAGUGUUUUCGUUGAAAAGACUGAAGUUUUCUUAAUAAUGUUUGUACUCUAUGACUUGUGGCAGGUUUCAUUUUGCUUUUGUAGCUGUAAAACCAGUUGAAAGAAAUUGUGGCACUGUUGCAAAUCAUUCCAUAAAUUACUUAAUCCCCUUGUAAACUUUGAAGUAAAUUUUAGGCCAAGUUGUAGAAUCCUAUUGGAUAUUGAUCCAGUGAUCUGCAAUGUGCAUUUGCGUUGCUGAUGUGUGCAUCAGUUGAUAUGGUCCAA
Messenger RNA from Lolium perenne, 2065 nucleotides. Its product is annotated as F-box/FBD/LRR-repeat protein At4g26340. Gene Ontology annotation, molecular function: protein binding. The record is from RefSeq and is a predicted model, not a curated record. Lineage: Eukaryota; Viridiplantae; Streptophyta; Magnoliopsida; Poales; Poaceae.